Molecule: messenger RNA, 4715 nt
Organism: Micropterus salmoides (largemouth bass)
Lineage: Eukaryota; Metazoa; Chordata; Actinopteri; Centrarchiformes; Centrarchidae
Gene: fbxl22
Product: F-box and leucine-rich repeat protein 22
Exons: 2
Coding region: 2206-3000 (264 amino acids)
Biological process (GO): SCF-dependent proteasomal ubiquitin-dependent protein catabolic process
Cellular component (GO): SCF ubiquitin ligase complex
Molecular function (GO): protein binding
Source: RefSeq, a predicted model, not a curated record
GGUUGUAUAUUUCUACCAUUACUCUAAGCAUUUGACAUGUUUAUGCACUAGGUGCUAAUGUCUAAUCCUUUUAAAUUGCAGAAGCUAUUAUUAAUUACUAUAAUACUAUUAUUUAAUGACUAAAGUCAGUAUGAUAAAGGCUAAAAUUGUACCGCUAUACUGUCAUGGGGGAAAAUAUUGCUAGAUCAACAAUCCAAAUGGAGUUAGUUUCUGUUUCACCUAAUUUAAAUCUGGUGUAGGAUUUAAAGUUAGGCACUAUAGUUGAAAAAUACUGGUGUUUCAGAAAAUGUGAUAAUGUGACAAUUGGUUAGUGUUCACGGAUGUUAGUUAAGUUGCUUGUUAAGAACAAGAUGAUUUAAACUGCAGGGCAAAGGCAAGGACAGUUAAUGUAGAGCCGAAACAAACAGUUUAUCACUAGUAGGUCAACAGGAAAUGUAUUUGUAAUGAUUUUGAUAAACGAUUAGUACAUUAAGUAAUUUUUUAAGCAACAAUUCCAAGCAUUUGAUGGUUCUUGAUGUGAGAAUUUACUGUUCUUGUCUUCCUUAUGGUAAGCCGAAUAUCUUUGGGUUGUACACCUAUCUUAUAGGAUCAAGCAAUUUACAGUUUUCUUUUAGUAUUCAAAUGAACAAAUAAUAGAUGAAAUAAUCUGCCGAUUCAUUGAUAAUUUUUUUCUUGUGAACGGGACACAUGUACACCAGAAGAUAUAUUGUGUUUAUUUGUCCAAUAUAAUUGUCCCCUUAUUACAGCUUGUAAUUGAAAACAGCCUUUGAUAAGUAUGGCCUUAGAGGAGAGAGAACUCAUUUUUAGUAAGCCUUUUUUGUGUUGUUUUUUUUCUCUUCCCUGUAGCAAACAUCUCCGCCCACACGCACACUCACACAUAAGAGCCCCCCUCGGGACACGUGCCAGCCAGUCAGCCUACUUGCUCAGGCAGGAACAAGCACUCCUGUAUGAUGAGGAACAGCUGCUCUUCCUCGCCUGCUCACAGGUGGCUGUGGGCUCGCUACUCUGUCCCCAUUAAUGACACAAAUGCCCCCUCCUCCCCCACUUCCUCUCUUUUUCUCUUGGAGGUUAGAUCACAGCUGCUAAUAAUGAGCUCACAUUGCAUUUGUGUUUUUCAGAUCAGAGGUCCCGUUCAAGGACGACAUGACACAGUACAGACGAAUCAGCCUCCCAUCAGUAGCAUUUCCAAAUGUCUUUGUUUUCUUUUUAGAGACUGGUGGUAACAAGUAGAACAGGACAUAACUGGGGAUGUGUGGAGUGAUGAGAGAUAAAUAUAUAUAUAAAUAAUGGUAUUUCUCUCUUUACCAUCUCAGUAUGUCCUCCGUGCUCCAAUUGAGCAAUUUCAAACACACUCUGAGUCAUAGUUCACUUUGUUCCUUUAGGCAGAGUCCUACGCAACACUGCUUUUGCUCGUGACUUCCACUCACAGGCCAAGCCACACGCUGCCUGGUUUGGGUAAUGAAAUUUUUUUAAGGUUCUGUAAUUAUCUUGAAUAUGAUACAGGAGAGUUUUGGGGUUGUGUUGUACAACAGCUUUCUUCUACUGUAAAUACUACCUUUGUAAAAACCUAACAUUGAUACUGUGCAGCGAGGCUGAUUCAACUUAAUUUAUGUUUGUGAUGGUGCCUAUAUGAAGUGGACAAAAUGUUAGUAACCUCCAUUUGUUGCACUACUUUGAUCUUAAAAAAAUUAAUCAGAAUUGAAAUGGCGCACAAACAACUUAAAGAUGCCCUCCAGACAUGUUUUAAGACGUUUCAAAAUACUACUUAAAUACUUCUGAAAAUUAAUAAAUGUGAAGACAGCCUUCUAGUGUCAAACUAGACAGUGAAGGUCGAACAUCCAAGUGACAAAAUUACACAAACAUUUUUGAGUGAAGGUGCAACUAGGUCUCACCAAAAAACUGAUUAUUUUAACUACGGAGGUAUUUUGAGGGGCUGCAGGGCUGUUGUAUUGCACUACAUUUUGGAGGUGUUUCUCUUUUUUUGCGUCACUCAGUGUGUAUCUGUAUCUGAGAACUAGGCCAGGGCAGUGUAAACAUCUGGCUCAGUCCAGUGCUUGCUGCCUGUUGAGAGCCAUGACAGAUGGAAAGGGAGCGUAUGGCUCCAACACUUCCAUCUUUGACCGUGCCGGCAGUUGUCUUCCCAAAAUAGCCUGCACUCCACGGCCAUAUAUGUGCAGGCCGUCAGCAUGUGCCUGAGGAGGAAUCAUGUAUCUAGGCCACAUAAUACAGGCUACAGGCUCAUUGUUGCUGCUUGCCAGCAGGCCUAUCACCGCCACAGGGACGAGGCCUCUUUCUGCCUUGGGACAGCUCACCAUGCAUCUCAGCCAGCUCAACCGUGAAUGUCUCCUCCACCUUUUCUCCUUCCUGGACAAGGACAGCCGGAGGAGUUUGUCCCUCACCUGUCGUCAGCUGCGUAGGGUCUUCCUGGACCCCUGGCUCUGGAAUCUGCUCCACUUCAGCUCCCCAUGUCAGCUGAGGAGGGACAACUUUGUGCUGGGACCCUCAUUGCGCUACUUGACUGUUUGCUGGUACUCCAGCAGGGUCCUGCAAGUGUGUAACAUUGAGGACUGGUUGAAGAGCUCGUUUCAGAAGGACAUCUGCAGUAAACAUGAAAGCCUGGUCAGCACUUUCCUGGCUCAUGUCUGCCACAUGUGUCCCAACCUGCUCUCGCUAACGCUGUCUGGCUGUGGACACAUCACUGACCAGGAUGUGAUCUCCAUGCUGCAGAGCUGCAGGAAGCUGCGCCGCCUCCACCUGGAGAACUGCGUCCGCAUCACUGACAGUAGCCUGGAGGGUGUGGCGGCUCAUGGAGAUAGUCUGGAGGAGGUAACGGUGGACUUCUGCAGGAACAUCACUCAGGCAGGGCUGCUGGCUGUCAGAGAGAAGAGGCCAGGCAUCCAGCUGAGUGCAGAGAGGAGCGCUGAUAUGAUUCCAGACAGCAAGCCUGAGGAGAGGGUAGUGCUCAGGAGGACACUGCAGAAAGUCCUGCAGUUCUCCUAAUGGAAAUGCUUUCCCAUCCUUUUGGACCACAAGGAAGAGCAUUUCUGUAGCAUCUAUCAUUUAAGGACUUGACUGUGAUGUUUUUGUUGAUAUGUGUCUGGAUUUAAUACAAGGGUUUUUGCACAAUUUUUAUAACUUUUUAUACAACACAUGUUGAAUGUGAGUCUUCUUUACAAACGUGCGCUUUUUAAGUCUCUACUCCACAUUAUCCUAACCAGGGAGAAUUCCAGACACACUCACAAUAAAGUCUUGUAGUGUAUACACAGGUGGGCUUAUCAGCAAACACUGAAAUGGAGCAAUUAUAUGAUUCCAUUCUUCAAGGAAUAGUUUGUCAUUUUAGGAAAUUCACAUUCUUGCCAAGAGUUUGCUAAGACAGUCAAUACUAUUAUCACGUCUAUACAGUAAAUAUGAAGCUACAGCCAGCAGCCAGAUAGCUUAGCUUAGCACAAAGACUGGAAAUGGGGGGAAACAGCUAGCCUUACUCUGUCCCGCCUGCCAGCACCUCUAAGCUAAAUUAACAUGUUAUAUUUUGUUGCUUUUAUCCGUUCAAAAACUUAAGUGAAAAACAACACUUCGCCAAACAAAUUCUUGGCCAAGAAAUAGUCACCCUGUAAAAUGGUGUCAUUUUUUAAAACUUUGUUUUUUGUAUGAUAAAAUAAAAGAGACAUGUUGAGUUGAUUAGUGAGCUUUAGAGGUGCUGUUAGACAGAUUUUGUUACCUUUGGUCAGAUGCUAGCUGUUUCUCCCUGUUUCCAGUCUUUAUGCUAAGCCAUACUAACCGACCAGCUGCUGGCUCCAACUACAUAUUGACCAUUUAUAUGUAAGAGUGGUAUCGAUCUUCUCAUCUAGUGCUUGGCAAUAAGGUUGAUAAACAUAUUUCCCAAAAUGUCAAACUAUUUCUUUAACAGCAUUCAAUGGUUUGAAUAAAAUAUAUAUGCGUGGUUGCACUGUGUGCUCUCUCUCUGUCAUGGUAAGACAUCUGGGAGGAAGGAUUCUCUGAGGGCAAAGUGGCCCGAUGCCUGAGCUGUGAUUGGAUUCAUGUUAUAUAAAGACUGUGAGACAUGUGAAAGUAGGUUGAUUAGGGGAGGGUGUCUGCUUUAUUCAACCCUACCAGGACAUGUGCUUCAUAUUUCUUACGCUGGACUUUCCUUUUCAGGGUCCCUUUGAAAGCAUAUUUUUUUAAUUUAAACUGACUGUUUGUUUUUUUACUUGUUGUGUGUGUUUCUUAACAUAUUUAUUAAAUUUGUCAAAAAAUAUUUUCCAUCGUUUUAAUUAAGUUUUUUUUAAAAACAUAUUAUAAUGAUUGUUCAUGUUGAUUAGAUUAUUGGCAUGCUAAUUAUUACAAUAUUAAGUUUUAUAUAAUUUCCACUAAUUGUGUUUAGUAGCAUCUUAAACAUAAUUAUUAAGAUUUUCAUUGGUGCUGUAAUUCAAAAACAAACUUACAUACUAUUUACAUGAUUCUAUGUAGAACCACUACUGAUGCACAGUGAGGCAUUAACAUGUUUGUGUUGAUCCAUUUUUGCAAAAUUGUAGCAACGGUGAUUGUGAAGUGUAUUUUUAAGUGCAGGCUCUUUCUCACAGCAUCAUCAUACGAAGUGUUUUGGGCUAAAUUGCAUUCAGUAACAAUGCCGUAUAUCUGAAUAUACUGUGUACCAUUGUUAGUUGAUCUGAUUUGUGAUAUGUAAUGAACCAAAAUGAACAGAAUUUGAAUUUAAA